UAGUCGACUCGUGUAGCACAAUCUUUUAACGUGGUUUCAAACACUUUCUAGGGAAGAGGAUUGUUCACAUUUGAAUAGAACCAGUGACAAUGAAAGGGAGCAUGAACUCUGAUGCGCUUACUUUCACGCAUCUUGUUUCCUGCCCGCAUGUUUCCGUGGCAGCGGCAAAAUAGCUCGUCGUCGCACGGAGUGAGAAACGACAGCCAAAGGAAGAGCUCGUCCCGUUUUUUUCACAUCCAAAGAGAGAACACCGCAACAUAAAGCUAAGCCUUUGUAAAGAAGACUCGUAUGUGCAGGAACUCAGAAGCGUGAGGAAGAGUACAUUUUAGCGAAUUAGCCUCUGCAAGGACAGACCUGACCCUCGCUUUUUUAAAUAUAUUUGUUUUAUAUUAACCUCGUAUCUAUUUCUUUUUGGUUUGAGAAAACUGCAGUUAAAGCAACUUGGCCGUUUUAUUACCGCCCACGUUUUGAAAGCAACAUCUGUUUGGCCGAUUUUCAAUCGAUUCUCAUGUAUUUCGCAGAGGGCAUAUCCUAGUUAUGUACGUUUUUUAACUGAUUUUCUUUACCCACGUCCUGUCCGGAAUUUUAAAAAAGGCUCGUUUUUGAACGCUGCUUGUGAGAAAUUCCCCAGUGAAAAUUCCAUUCGUUCCGAUGAGACAAGACAACUCACAGUGGUCAUCUGUUUUCAAGGCGAUCCACAUGCAUUGCCAAACUCUGCGUUUUUAUUAGCUAAAGCUUUGGCGGUCAUAACUUGUUAGACGGGCUACAUUGUAGAACAAGAAGAGCUAUAUCAAAUAAGAUGUUGCUCAAGGAGUACAGGAUAUGCAUGCCGCUGACUGUCGAGGAGUACAGGAUUGGUCAGCUAUAUAUGAUCAGCAAACACAGCCAUGAGCAGAGUGACCGCGGCGAAGGGGUGGAGGUGGUCCAGAAUGAACCGUUUGAUGACCCCGCCCACGGUCGGGGUCAGUUCACGGAGAAGCGUGUCUACCUCAACAGUAAAUUGCCCAGCUGGGCUCGAGCAGUGGUGCCCAACAUCUUCUACGUAACAGAGAAGGCCUGGAACUACUACCCCUACACCAUCACAGAGUACACAUGUUCUUUCUUGCCCAAGUUCUCCAUUCAUAUAGAGACGAAAUACGAGGACAACAAAGGCAGCAAUGACAAUAUCUUCUCAGACAGUGAAAAUAAAGACCAGGAAAGGGAAGUGUGUUUUGUGGAUAUCGCCUACGACGAGAUCCCUGAGAGAUACUAUAAAGAGUCUGAGGACCUGCGGUACUUCAAGUCAGAGAAGACGUCGAGGGGCAUGCUGCAGGAGGGCUGGAGGGACACCCAGGAGCCCAUCAUGUGCUCCUACAAGCUGGUGACCGUCAAGUUUGAGGUGUGGGGCCUGCAGACGCGCGUGGAGCAGUUUGUACACAAGGUGGUGCGUGAUGUGCUGCUCCUGGGCCACAGGCAGGCUUUUGCCUGGGUGGACGAGUGGAUCGACAUGACGAUGGAUGAGGUGAGAGAGUAUGAGCGCACCAUCCAGGAAGCCACCAAUGAGAAGAUCGGGAUUUCCCCCCCGUCGAUCUCCAUCAGCGAGAUGCCCCUGUCCUCCUGCACCCUCUCCGGCCCCGCCAGCGCCCCCACCACCCCCCUCUGCACUGACGCGCCCGAGUUCCUCUCCGUCCCCAAGGACAGAGCCUGCAAGAAGUCCGCCCCUGAGACCCUCACCCUGCCCGACACCGCUGCCCAGAACCAGAGUGGAGUCCCCCAAGGCUCUACCCUGGUGCCGCUUCCAAAUCACUCCCCCUGGCCCUCCUCUGACUCUGACCAGGCUGAGUUAGGGGGAAUAGGAGGGACGGGAUGUUCUUUUCCCCCAUAUGCCCCGCCACCUCAUUGUCUUAGUAGCCCAGCAAGACUAGCCUCUACACCCCAGUGCCCAGUCCUCCAGGCCCAAAUAACCAUAUUGCAGUGCUUCUUACACAUAUCUCCAGAGGUCAAAGGUCUAACCACCAGUUUCCAAUCUCCUACAUCCUCAACAGAAGUCUGUUUUGUCAGCCUUCAAAUGGGUGGCUUCCUGAGAUCUAGCCAAUCAGCUGUCUGAUCUACUGUAACAACCACCCAAGCUGUCCAUCAAGAGAACAUAUCCACAAGGAGUUUUGUGUGCUGUUCUCAAUUAGCGAUCCCUGCGUUUGUCAUAUUUUUUUUUAUCCGGUCAGCUGAUAAACCUUAUGUAAUGUAGCUGCCAUAACAACAUGAAAAGAGAGACAAUGAUAUUAUUGUUUUUCACUUGAGUGAAUGAACAUCUUUUCAUAGAAUUGUCAAAUAUCAAAUUAUAAUUUUGACCUUGAAAUAAAUCUACUUUUAAAUUAACAAAAUGGAAGUAGAAGUACUGUAGUAUAGUUAGUUUUAUUACUACAAUGAUUCACUAAAAAGACACCACCUUUAACCUGGACGGAGGGGAGGCCAUUCAAAACUGAACCCAGAUCUGUGUGUGUUGUGUGUGUUCAUGUCUCUCCACUCCACACUCCAACAGGUGGAAGGUCAGUACAACCACAGAAAGAGAUCCCGUCUCAGGUCUCCAGAGCUCUGCUUCGACCCUCUUUAGGAAGGGCAGGGAACGUAACCAUUCUCUCCCUGCUUUAAAACAUAAUUUUUUAUACCUGCAUCUAUACUCACCUGUCUACUUAACUAGCCUUUGGAACGUUUACACAACAUGAGAUAAGCCAUGAUAAAAUACAUAUUGGGCAUAAAGUUUGACGUUGGAGAGUGAUGCAGUCAGUUUAAUCAAAUUGGUAUGCAACAGAACAGAUAUGACUAGGAAAAAAUGCUGUAAAUGUACAGUUGAAGUCAGUUUACAUACACCUUAGCCAAAUACAUUUAAACUCAGUUUUUCACAAUUCCUGACAUUUGAAUCCUAGUAAAAAUCCCUGUCUAAGGUCAGAUAGGAUCACCACUUUAUUUUAAGAAUGUGAAAUGUCAGAAUAAUAGUAGAGAGUGAUUUAUUUCAGCUUUUAUUUCUUUCAUCACAUUCCCAGUGGGUCAGAAGUUUACAUACACUCAAUUAGUAUUUGGUAGUAUUACCUUUAAAUUGUAUAACUUGGGUCAAACGUUUCAGGUAGCCUUCCACAACCUUCCCACAAUAAGUUGGGUGAAUUUUGGCCCAUUCCUUCUGACAGAGCUGGUAUAACUGAGUCAGGUUUCCAGGCCUCCUUGCUCGCACACACUUUUUCAGUUCUGCCCACAAAGUAUCUAUAGGAAUGAGGUCAGGGCUGAUAGCCACUCCAAUAUCUUGACUUUGUUUUCCUUAAGCCAUUUUGCCACAACUUUGGAAGUAUACUUGGGUUCGUUGUCCAUUUAGAAGACCCAUUUGUGACCAAGCUUUAACUUCCUGACUGAUGUCUUGAGAUGUUGCUUCAAUAUAUCCACAUUAUUGUCCUCCCUCAUGAUGGCAUCUGUUUUGUGAAGUGCACCAGUCCCUCCUGCAGCAGCCUUUCAGGUUAUGUUGAUAUUGGACUUGUUUUACUGUGCAUAUAGAUAAAUUUGUACCUGCUUCCUCCAGCAUCUUCACAGGGUCCAUUGCUGUUCUUCUGGGAUUGAUUUGCACUUUUCACACCAAAGUACGUUCAUCUCUAGGAGACAGAACGUGUCUCCUUCCUGAGCGGUAUGAUGGCUGCGUGGUCCCAUGGUGUUUAUACUUGUACAGAUGAACGUGGUACCUUCAGGCGGUUGGAAAUUGCUCCCAAGGAUGAACCAGACUUGGAGGUCUACAAUUUUUUUUCUGAAGUCUUGGCUAAUUUCUUUUGAUUUUCCCAUGAUGUCAAGCAAAGAGGCACUGAGUUUAAUGGUAGGCCUUGAAAUACAUCCACAGGUACACCUCCAAUUGACUCAAAUUAUGUCAAUUAGCCUAUCGGAAGCUUCUAAAGCCAUGACAUCAUUUUCUGGAGUUUUCCAAGCUGUUUAAAGGCGCAGUCAACUUGGUGUAUGUAAACUUCUGAACCGUGAUACUGAAUUAAGUAAAAUAAUCUGUCUGUAAUCAAUUGUAGGAAAAAUCACUUGUGCAAUGCACAAAGUGGAUGUCCUAACCGACUUGCCAAAUUAUAGUUUGUUAACAAGAAAUGUGUGGAGUGGUUGCAAAAUGAGUUGUAAUGACUCCAACCUAAGUGUAUGUAAACUUCCGACUUCAACUAUAAGUGAACAUUGAGCACAGUGGAAAUUCCAUGCUUGCGCAGGGCACUUGCUUCAACCUGGCCUUAUUGUAUGUGCUUGAUUAUCUUUGCAUUGUGUUUUUAGAAAUGCCGGUAAUGUUGCUUGCCAAUGUUGGUACUUUACCCGUUUUGGUGGGCUCAAAGUUAUUUUGAAGCAACAACGUUAGCGGCGGCCAUCUUGUUUUCCCCUGCUCUAGCCUCAUCAGGAACUUUUGGGGGGGGAGGAAGAAACAUUGAGGACAGAAGGUUUGUCUUUGUGUAAUGCCCGAGCUACUAUUUUAUACAAUCACAUAGAUGCAUAAAGGGGUCUCCAUGUGCCGCAUGAAAUGUUCACAGACAUGUAUACAUAUGUAAAGUAUUUGUGUAUAUAAAUGGCAGGAUAUAUUGUUGAUGCGAAAUGGUGGAGAAAGCACAUGUGACGUUGUCCUAGGCUCUGUAGUGUAACCGUUGUAUAGUAAAGCAGAGUUUUAGUGGAGACUGAAACGGAGCAUGUUCUGGGACUUACAACUCUCUUCUCAGUGCCUCUGCAUGCAAAAGUCUGUAUUGUCUCGUCUGUAUACAACAUCCAAAACAUUUAAAAUAAAGGGAAAAAAACGUCCCAUUUUAUUGUAAUGUUAAAGGGCAAUUCCACCACUUUUCAACCUCGUGUUCGUUAUCUCCGGCACAAUACCAGUGUCUACACGAGUGAAAAUGGUGCGUUUCGUAGAAAAAAAAUAUAUGAAGUUACAAAGUUCUACCUGAUGACGUCAACCAUUUUGAAAACUAUGAUUUUCAAACACUCUGACAUUCGCGGUGACGUGGAGCAAGAAAAUAGCCUCCCUCUGGCUAGAAACUCGUGUAGAUUUUGAAAAUCUCAGUUUUUCUUGACUUUUAAUCCUACCCUGUGAUGUCACCGAGAAGCAGUUCUUUCGGACACUUCUUCCUGUCUUUGCAACCACAGAUCACAGAAACAUGCCGUUUUCACAUAUCUAGACACCGGUAUGGUGCCGGAGAUCAUGAAUAUGAGUUUGAAAAAUGGUGGAUUUGCCCUUUUUAAGCCUAAUUUUCAAUUUAUUGCCAUGUCAAAACAUUGAUUUGAAAUACAGCUUCAUGUUAGUUAUUUUCAUCAAAAUGUACAAGAUAUUGAGAGAAAUAGCUGACAUUUGUCUUAUCUGUUGACCAUUGUUUUGUCCUAAAGACAUUAUAUUACAUAUGUGGGCAUUUGCAUUUUGUGACGAGAGAACGAAAUUAGCUGUUAACAAAUGUACUGACUGUUAUAUCUCUGUUUUUAGGGUUUUGUUGGACCAAAGUUAUACAAGCCUACUUGUUUGUCAGAUAUAGACCACUCUACAGUGUCUAAGCCCAAAAUGUCUCCUCUUUACACAAGACGCUCACUAUCAAACUGUACUUGUCUUUGCCGUUAAAUUUCCUGUAGGAUACAUGUGUUAAAUGAUAUUGACUAUCAGGAAUAAAAAAAAAUAGAUCCAGGGAUAUGUUUGAGUGCCAGUAAGCUAAUGCCUAUAUCAAAACAAAUGCAAAAUGACAAGUAUAUUAUUUUUCAGAGUGAAGGACUAGGUUUUGUAAAUAGUGAACUCUUUCAUUUUCAGUUGCGUGCUCCACAUAAGUUCACGGAUACUUUUUGAGUGAGUUUAUGUCGAGCACAAAACGUAUGUGGAGCAUGGAACAGAAAAUGAAAGAGUUCACUAUUUAUAAAACCGAGUCCUUCACUCAGGAAAAAUAACCAACUCUUGAUAUUAUACUUGUCAUUUUGCAUACGUUUUGAAAGCGCAAAAGUUUGGUUUGAAUCUGUAACAUUUUACGGUGCAAUGUCCCAUUGUUAGUAUUCUUUAUCGAGCUGUUGAAAAAUCCACAGGAGAAAAGACCAUUGUAACUACAUGAUGUACAUUACAACCCUAUGAGCAAAAUACCAUUUAAAAAAAAAUGUCCUUUUUGGUUGAAAGUACUUUGAAAAUAGGUAUUUUUCAACAUAUUGUGCUCACUGUGAAAAUAUGUAUUUUGAAUUUGCGACCUCCCCAUUGUAGUGUGCAUCAAACGUUCCGGUUGCUUUUGGUGAUCCUACCGCUCUUUGACAUAAUGACACAUUAUCUAUGAAAACAAUAUUUCAAUCAAUAUUUUUUUGCUUUUUAUCGGGGUGACUGUGUUAUGCUUUUUGAAUUUAUAUAAUGCAUCUUGACUCGGAGGUUGGUUUUCUGUUAUAAUUCUCACAACUGCUGUAGUUUUGAUUUUGUGGUUUGCUGUAUUUCAAAUGGCAUCUGUUCAUUCUAAGAAAAGGACCAAGCUUUUAGUUGUGUCCCUCCUGAUGCGGCUUGCCAGGAUGUCGCGCUGUCUCCCUAGCUCUGGUCCGGGUUGUCACUGCUGCUUCCUGACACUGAGCCUCCUGAGCAGGACGAGCGUUAGCAAUCCACACUAACACCCUGGACCAGGGCUUACUCUCUCCCUAUCUGAAGUGCCAUCCUUGUUCGGCUACUGGAAGUCGCUCUGGGUUCUUCCACUGAUUUAUAUGUUAUAUUUUUACUGCCCUCCUUGAAGUAUAUUUGGUUCUCCGUUGUAAUUGUUUCACUUUUUUUUUCUUUCUUAAUUCUUGUAUUAAAUAAAGUUUACUUGCUACUA
Messenger RNA from Oncorhynchus keta (chum salmon), 6800 nucleotides. Its product is annotated as cytoplasmic phosphatidylinositol transfer protein 1-like. NCBI's taxonomy places the organism in Eukaryota, Metazoa, Chordata, Actinopteri, Salmoniformes, Salmonidae. The record is from RefSeq and is a predicted model, not a curated record. Gene Ontology annotation, cellular component: cytoplasm. Bases 800 to 2086 code for a protein of 428 amino acids. Gene Ontology annotation, biological process: phospholipid transport. The transcript has 9 exons. Gene Ontology annotation, molecular function: phosphatidylinositol transfer activity; phosphatidylinositol binding.